GAGCGGAAAAAGUAAUCUACGCAGCUACAUAUUGACUAGUUAAUGCUAACUAACGUCUUGGCAACACUCUCUACGAGAUAAAUGAAAACUAGUACAUUUUAUCAUGUUUAUAACGGCCAAAAUUGUUGUAGGAGAAUUUAAUUUGUGUUUGUAGCGUUAUUUAGUUGAUUUCAAUAGAGGUUGAAACUAACUAGCGAGAUAAAACGCAAGGAGCGGUAGCGAACAUAACGUGCGUUUUCAUAGAAACACCCAACGUUAUCUAAGGUAACUGUUAACAUUAAUUUAGUGAUAAAACAAGUCGCUUCAGGGAGGACUCGUCGACAUGAUCCUCUCUCGCGUGAAGCCAGCCAUUGGAGGAGAGACACCUGCGAGCAUCAGUGAGAAACAGAAGAACAAAACAAGGGUUCCCCGCCUGGAAGAUUACGUGCAACAGAGAGACUACCUGGGGGCCUUGACACUGUUAGAGUUUCAGAAAAGUAUUGGAGAAAAAGAGGAGCAUGCAGACCUCUGGAUUGGCUACUGUGCUUUUCACCUGGGUGAUUACAAGAGGGCUAUGGAGGAAUACAAGACUCUGACAAUGAAACCAGAAUGUCCUGCUGAGGUGUGGGUCUAUCUGGCCUGUGCCAUGUUUUUUCUGGGGCUCUAUAAAGAGGCUGAAGAGGCUGCAUCCAAAGGGCCAGUGUCCCCCCUCCAAAACCGGCUGCUCUUCCAUUUGGCUCACAAGUUCAAUGAUGAGAGGAGGCUGAUGAGUUUCCACCAGAACCUGGAGGAUGUGACAGAGGACCAGCUGAGCCUGGGAUCCAUUCACUACAUGCGGUCCCACUACCAGGAAGCUAUAGACAUCUAUAAACGCCUUCUACUGCAGAACAGAGAGUUCCUGGCCCUGAAAGUGUAUGUUGCUCUGUGUUACUAUAAGCUGGACUACUAUGAUGUGUCCCAGGAAGUAUUGGCUGUAUACCUGCAGAGUAUCCCCGACUCCACUAUUGCCCUCAACCUGAAGGCCUGCAACCACUUCAGGCUUUACAACGGCAAGGCAGCAGAGGCUGAGUUGAAGAACCUAAUUGACAUCUCCUCCUGCUCUUUUGAGUUUGCUAAGGAGCUUAUCCAGCACAACCUGGUGGUGUUUCGUGGUGGGGAGGGGGCAUUGCAGGUGCUGCCUCCUCUGAUCGAUGUGUUCCCCGAGGCCAGACUCAACCUGGUCAUCUACUAUCUCAGACAAGAUGAUGUCCAGGAAUCUUACAACCUCAUCCAAGAUUUGGUCCCCACCACACCUCAGGAGUAUAUUUUGAAAGGAGUGGUAAAUGCUGCACUGGGCCAAGAAAUUGGAUCAAGGGAACACUUGAAAAUUGCUCAGCAGUUCUUUCAGUUGGUUGGAGUCGAAUGCGACACUAUUCCUGGUAGACAGUGCAUGGCCUCCUGCUUCUUCCUCUUGAGACAGUUUGAAGAUGUUCUCAUAUAUCUCAAUUCAGUCAAGGGUUACUUCUAUAAUGACGAUACAUUCAACUUCAACUAUGCUCAGGCUAAAGCCGCCCUUGGCAACUACAAAGAGGCAGAAGAGGUUUUUCUGCUGAUUCAGAGUGAAAAGAUCAAGAAUGACUUUGUGUACCUCAGCUGGCUGGCAAGAUGCUACAUAAUGAACCAGAAGGGUCGGCUUGCCUGGGAGCUCUAUCUGAAGAUGGGCACUUCCUCAGAUUCCUUCAGUCUGCUGCAGCUCAUUGCCAACGACUGCUACAAGAUGGGCCAGUUCUACUAUGCAGCCAAAGCAUUCGAUGCACUGGAGAAGCUGGACCCAAGUUCCAACUACUGGGAGGGCAAAAGAGGGGCAUGUGUUGGCAUCUUCCAGCUCAUACUGGCAAACAAGGAGCCCAAGGAGACACUGAAAGAGGUGGUGUCCCUGCUGCGAAAUUCAGGAAACCCACAGGUUGAAUACAUCAUCCGAACUCUGAGGAAGUGGGCCAAAGAGAACAGAGUCCUCCUCUCCUGACAGCACUCAGUCAGCUCGCCACGAGUCUACAUCAAGAGUAGCUACAUUAUGCGGAUGUUAGCAGUCAUUAUAGUCCAUUUGAUAAUUUCACUUGAAGCUUAGAAAUAUGAAGUUAUUGCUAGUUAUAUGCUAUACUGUAGUGUUUUGUAUUAAAAUAUGUACGUUUUAAAUUGCAGUUCUCUAUGUACUUGUAUGUAUAUUCUUA
Molecule: messenger RNA, 2189 nt
Organism: Monopterus albus (swamp eel)
Lineage: Eukaryota; Metazoa; Chordata; Actinopteri; Synbranchiformes; Synbranchidae
Product: intraflagellar transport protein 56-like
Biological process (GO): intraciliary transport involved in cilium assembly; intraciliary anterograde transport
Cellular component (GO): ciliary basal body; ciliary base; intraciliary transport particle B
Molecular function (GO): intraciliary transport particle B binding; protein binding
Source: RefSeq, a predicted model, not a curated record